GAAGGGAGCUGGAGAGAAUGAAUGAAUGAGAACCCCGCCUGCCCUUGUUUCACUCGCAAUUGACGCUGCCCUCCUUAACCUCCCCAACAUUUCCGAUCUCUCCUCCAUCCCUGAACACAUCCUUCUUGAGCUAUUCCUGCUCAAGGAAGGAUUCUCACUAUAGAGAAGGAGAUGAAUUUUGGUGAACUGGUGUUGUAUGUACAAGAAAGAUGGUGUAUCAGUGAACCACCUUUUGAUUCAUUGUCAAGUUGCUCAGGAAAUGCCCGUGGUUCUUAUUUGGUUUGGGGUGGAGUGGAUGUUCCCUUUUGGAGUUGAUGAUCUUUUGCAUUGUUGGAGAGGUGCUAGGGUGGGAAGGAUGAAAACGAAGAGAACUUUGAGAGCUGGGAAGCUGACUGAGAAGAGUUUGAACCUAUUUAUUGCGACCGGCAAAGAAGAAGUCCUUUCUCUUAUCCAGGCACUUAAUAUCCAGCAUGUCCUGACUCCUGUUCUUCCCACUAGAUGCUCUGAGAAAUUUUAAUAUUUGAUCGAAGCACACUUUGAUAUUGGGAAUUCGAAUUUAGCUACUUUUAGGCAGUGUGAAACCACUUUUUACCUUUAUUUCAUUAUUUGCUUGGCUCAAACUAUCAGAACAAUGUCUCAAGUAAGCAUUAAGGAUGAUGAGGUUGAUAUUGUGAUCGGUGCACUUCACUCCGAUCUUACAUCCUUCAUGGAAGAUUGGAGACAGGUAUUCUCAAGAUUCCACCUAAUAAUUGUCAAAGAUCCUGACCUCAAAGAGGAACUCAAAACAUCAGAUGGCUUUAAUCUUGAUGUCUAUACCAAGUCUGAUAUAGAUCGAGUUGUGGGCUCUUCCUCCUCCACUAUUCUCUUUUCUGGUUACUCGUGCCGCUACUUUGGUUAUCUAAUGUCGCGGAAAAAGUACGUUAUCUCAGUUGAUGAUGACUGCUUGCCUGCCAGGGACAAUAACGGUGUUUCAAUCGAUGCCGUGGCCCAACACAUUACCAACCUUGCAACCCCAGCUACUCCUUUUUUCUUUAACACGCUCUACGACCCAUACCGUAAGGGAGCGGAUUUUGUUCGCGGUUAUCCAUUUAGCUUGCGAACUGGGGUGACGUGUGCUCUGUCAUGUGGGUUGUGGCUUAAUUUGGCAGACUAUGAUGCACCAACACAAGCCCUCAAGCCGGGACAUCGGAAUUCUCGAUAUGUUGAUGCUGUACUGACCGUACCGACUAGGGCAAUGAUGCCUGUGAGCGGAAUCAACAUAGGUUUUGAUCGUGAGUCCGUGGGGCCUGCUUUGUUGCCGGUUUUGAGGUUGGCCGGGGAAGGAAAGGUCAGGUGGGAAACAGUGGAAGAUAUAUGGUGCGGAAUGUGUGUUAAAGUGGUGUGCGACCACAUGGGCCUCGGUGUGAAAACCGGGCUGCCAUACGUGUGGAGAAAGGAGAGAGGUGACGCGGUGGAGAGUUUGAAGAAAGAGUGGGAAGGGGUGAAGCUGAUGGAGGAAGUGGUGCCUUUCUUUCAGUCGGUGAGCUUGUCGAGUGAAGCGGUUUCAGCUGAGGAUUGUGUGGUUGAGAUGGCUGCGGUGGUGAAGGAGCGAUUAGGGCCGUUGGAUCCGGUUUUUGCUCGUGCUGCGGAUGCCAUGGUGGACUGGAUCAAUCUAUGGAAGACGGUAGCUGGGACUCGAUCAGCGGCCUGAGAUAGUAGUAAGUAAUUUUGGUUAUUUUUACCCGUAAAGGCUUCUUAUUUUCUUAUGAUGUCCUUUUGGAUUCUUCAUGUUUACCUGAACAAAAAUUAGUAGGUAAUUGCUUUGCUGGAAAUAAAAGAUGUUAUUGAUAUUACUGUUGUUAGAGUCUAAAAGAUGUUGUAGUUUGUUGUACAAAUUACAAUGGAAUGGGUGAUUUGGUCAAUCAGUAUGUUACUUUGUAUG
Camellia sinensis is the source of this 1921-nucleotide messenger RNA. NCBI's taxonomy places the organism in Eukaryota, Viridiplantae, Streptophyta, Magnoliopsida, Ericales, Theaceae. The record is from RefSeq and is a predicted model, not a curated record.